Messenger RNA from Xyrauchen texanus (razorback sucker), 3689 nucleotides. It is a transcript of the gene mtm1, whose product is annotated as myotubularin 1. The transcript is spliced from 15 exons. Gene Ontology annotation, biological process: negative regulation of autophagosome assembly; mitochondrion distribution; muscle cell cellular homeostasis. Gene Ontology annotation, cellular component: plasma membrane. Gene Ontology annotation, molecular function: phosphatidylinositol-3,5-bisphosphate 3-phosphatase activity. The record is from RefSeq and is a predicted model, not a curated record. The coding region runs from base 88 to 1896 and encodes 602 amino acids. Lineage: Eukaryota; Metazoa; Chordata; Actinopteri; Cypriniformes; Catostomidae.
GCUUCCUGCGGCGGUGCAAAACAGACUGGCGAUCUCAGCAACGGAGAAUUGCAGUUUCUGGUAGUGGAGGAAGAAACAGACCCAGUGAUGGCCUCGGGUCCUAUAGCACCUUACAACUCCAGUCUUAUGAGGAACAGCUCCAGCCAAAAUGCGUCCAGAGAGAGCCUAAAGAUGGAGCCGAUGGCAGAUGUUGCCUUACUGCCCGGAGAAGAGAGAGUGAUCGACAAGGAGAUCAUCUACAUGUGUCCAUUUAAUGGUGCGCUCAAAGGAAAGGUGUUCAUCAGCAACUACAGACUUUGCUUUAAGAGCACUGAAACAGAGACACCAGUUACUCUGAACAUGCCCUUAGGUGUCAUUAGUCGUGUAGAGAAGAUGGGAGGAGCCACCAGUCGAGGAGAGAACUCUUAUGGGCUUGACAUCACCUGCAAGGACAUGAGGAACCUGCGAUUUGCUCUGAAGCAAGAAGGCCACAGUCGAAGAGACAUUUUCGAGAUCCUUUUCAAAUAUGCUUUUCCACUUUCUCAUGGAAUGCAACUCUUUGCAUUUCUGAGUCAGGAAAAGUAUGAGGAGAAUGGCUGGAACAUUUAUGAGCCCAUGGAAGAGUACAGAAGGCAGGGUCUACCCAAUAAUGAGUGGAGGAUCACUUUCAUCAAUAAGAACUAUGAGCUGUGUGACACCUAUCCUACAAUUCUUGUUGUUCCAUACAAAGCCUCAGAUGAAGAUCUGAGAAAAGUCUCGACAUUCAGGUCUCGUUGCCGCAUCCCGGUAUUGUCAUGGUUUCAUAAAAAGAACCAUGCUGUGAUCACACGGUGUAGCCAGCCUUUGGUGGGCAUGAGUGGCAAGCGCAACAAAGAUGACGAACGUUAUUUGGACGUAAUCCGCGAGGCCAAUGGUACCGCCAAACUCACCAUCUAUGAUGCCAGGCCCAACGUCAAUGCUGUGGCAAACAAGGCCACGGGCGGGGGUUACGAGGGCGACGAUGCAUAUCAGAACUCUGAGCUGGUCUUUCUGGACAUCCAUAAUAUCCAUGUGAUGAGAGAAUCACUGAAGAAACUAAAGGACAUAGUGUACCCCAAUGUGGAAGAAUCUCAUUGGCUCUCCAGCCUGGAGUCCACCCACUGGCUAGAGCAUAUCAAGCUGGUGUUGUCAGGGGCCAUCCAGGUGGCUGAUAAGGUUUCGUCUGGUAACUCUGUGAUGGUGCACUGCAGUGACGGCUGGGACCGCACAGCUCAGCUCACCUCUCUAUCCAUGCUGAUGCUGGACUCCUACUACAGAACUCUCAGGGGCUUCCAGGUGCUGCUGGAGAAGGAAUGGAUCAGCUUCGGACACAAGUUUGCCUCAAGAAUCGGUCAUGGAGACAAAAACCAUGCAGAUCAGGACAGAUCACCUAUCUUUUUGCAAUUUAUUGACUGCGUGUGGCAGAUGACUAAACAGUUCCCCACAGCGUUUGAGUUUAAUGAACGUCUCCUGGUGGUAAUCCUGGAUCACCUGUUCAGCUGCCGCUUUGGCAAUUUCCUCUAUAACUGUGAGAGUGCCCGUGAGAGCAAUAACGUUCGGACAAAGACAGUAUCUCUGUGGUCUUUGAUCAACAGCGACACAUCCUCAUAUAUAAACCCCUUCUACACACCAGAGUCCAGUCGUGUGCUUUACCCUGUAGCCAGUAUGCGCCACCUAGAGCUGUGGGUGACUUAUUACAUCCGAUGGAACCCUCGCAUACAACACCAGCAACAGAGUCCAGUGGAGCAGCGCUAUAAGGAGCUACUGGCGUUAAGGGAUCAGUACCUGAAGAAACUGGAGGAACUGCAGCUGUCAGACUCCACCCACUUGACCAAUAGCUCCACCCCCAACGCUGCCACACCUAAUCAGCACAUCACACAUUUACAAACACCAUUUUGAUCCCACUUGCAAACUGUUACAGACAUUGGACAUUUGUACAUAGCAAUAGUGAUAAUUAUGGUAACAAGAUUAGUAGUGAUGUCUGACGAGUAACAAACUAAUUAUGCAAUAAAACCACAGUAUUGCCUUCACCGCAUCAAGUUAAACCUAUACGAAAAGAGAAGCCUUAAAGUGACAGUGCUGUUUUUUCAUGCUGCGUACCAUGGACAAAAGGGAUUGAAAUUGUGGAAAAGAAUCCAAGAAACCACUUGGAUAAUGUUCGGAAUGGUCGUGUGAUGAACGAAAGAGAUCGAGUUGGAUGGACGUAUGUGAUUUGUGUGAUCCGUUAUGCAUGUUAUUAGGGAUGCUGGAUCUAAAGUGUCUAGAUCUGAAUGGAGUUUAAACAUUUCUGAAUGUUGAGCACUGGAAUUAUUAUGUCUAUAAGGUAUUAAGUGAGAGACAGAGAGUGCUGUUCUUGUUUGUUUAGAGCUAUUAACUUUAGUCUGCAUAUUGUCCAGUCAAUCCAGUGUCAAGCAGGGUCCUCAACCUUUGGAAGAGCAAUCAUUUCAUUUGUCAAUAUAUUGGUUUAACUGCAUGAAAAGCUCAAAUGACUGACCUCAAAAGGUUAAAGGAAGCUGUUAUGUCACGUAAAUUCCUUAAUGUUUCCUCUAUAAAUCUAAUUCACUGCUCAUUUGAGUGGACAGUAUGGUAGGAAAAUGGUCUGAAACAUUGAUUUACAUUAGCUUAUUGAACAGAACCAGGGUUUUUUUUUUUUUAAGCGAGUGACAAAGAGACCAUUUCAGUGCCUUUUCUCAUAUCUAAGGUUUUCAGGUGCAUAUUUUGCAGAGAAACAUUGUUUUUCAUUACAGCAGCGUUAGUGGUAGUUCAGAAUUAUAACCAUUACUCUGUGUAUGAACAACAGGUUGAUUCUUCUCCUUGUGAGGUUUGGAGAUUGAAUGCUUGUACUCCAAUCCCCACAUUCUAGCGGCUUUAGGUUUCCCCUUGGAACGACGUGCUGUUGCCACAGGAAGCUACUAUUUGGUCUCUGAUGGGACUGACUGUAUUGCUCUCCAAGAGACAUACUAUCAAAGUUCUCCAUGGUCCUUUUAGGUAGGACAGAGUGGUUGUGAUAGUAAGUCAUGUGUUUGAGCUGUCCCACAAUCAGAGUUUUGACUGACAUGGGCAAUGGAGGAUCUGAGAUAAUUGUGGGGGGCUGCUGCGAGUCAUUGCUUAUGCUGCCUCAGAAAACUGAACGUCUGAAGACUUUGACCUCAAUGAGGAUAUGAAGUUUAAACCACAGUGUGUGAAGAAGACGACAUUCAAUAAACAAUCCAACCAUUUGAGGUUGGUUGAUUUUAGAUGGGGGGGUCAAUUUUUUAUUUUGAGUACCGGAAAGAUGUAAUUACCUCAAACAAAAACCUAUUUUACUGUUGAAAGUUCUAUUGUUGUAAAAUAUAAUUAUUUUAUUCAGUGUAAAAUUUGUCAGUUUUAUAAAAGAGAAAGUAAUUAGAAAUGUUUUGGUUAUGGUAAUUGUAGGUAAUUUCCUUGACAUCCUCAUAAAUAUAUAUAUAUAUAUGUAAAUUCUUAAUGGGCAUUUAGGUUUUAUUUUGUAGUUUUUGUAAGGAACUAUUUUGUUCUUUACUCAGUGCAUGAGAUUGAGUGAAGGAAAGCUGCACAUUGGGUUUUGUUUUCCUGACAUUAACUUCAGUUAGUUUAAAGGGAUCUAUUUGUUUUUGUAUUCCCACAUGUAUGCUCUAUUUGUUGGCCAGCUGUUGUUCUGUACAUAAUGCUGAUUAAAUUAAUUUAAAGAGUUC